Felis catus (domestic cat) is the source of this 4853-nucleotide messenger RNA. Its product is annotated as pterin-4-alpha-carbinolamine dehydratase-like. The transcript has a single exon. Gene Ontology annotation, biological process: tetrahydrobiopterin biosynthetic process. The record is from RefSeq and is a predicted model, not a curated record. Lineage: Eukaryota; Metazoa; Chordata; Mammalia; Carnivora; Felidae. The coding region runs from base 4059 to 4373 and encodes 104 amino acids. Gene Ontology annotation, molecular function: 4-alpha-hydroxytetrahydrobiopterin dehydratase activity.
ACUAACUUGGAUCUAAAUAGAAUAAAAAAAAAUUAAAUAGAAAUUUGUAAUUUAACGAGGCUUAUUUUCAUAUUUUAAAUACAUAUUUCACAUCUAAUUUGUGUCCUUUUCCUUAAAAAGAGUUCCCCAAGUUGUAGAAGUUACUGGUCCAUAAAACCUGGAUCCACUCCUCAAAGGAAACACAAGCUAAGAUUUAUUUUGUGGGGGCACCUUGGUGGCUCAAAGUCGGUUAAGCAUCUUAUUCUUGAUAUUGGCUCAGGUCAUGAUCUCACAGUUUGUGAGAUUGAGCCCUGCAUAGAGUUUUGCACUGGUAGUGCAGAGCCUGCUUGGGAUUCUCUCUCCCCUCUCUUUCUCUGCCCCUCCCCUGUUCAUGCAACCUCUCUCUCUGUCUGUCUCUCUCUUUGUCUCAAAAUAAGAUUUGUUUUGUGUAAGUGUUGAAAUAGGUACUUCAAGUGACAGUUAAGGGAGUCCCAUGUUUUAGUAUUAUGAUAGAUGAUAGAGGUAAAAAUUUUGAAAGAUUUGGGGUAGAAUGGAAUGUAGCUGUUUAAACAUCUACAGUGGGUUAGAGUGAUAAUAUCUUCCCUUAAAUUUUGUCAGAUUUUUCUAGUACAUGGCUAUGGCAGCUUUGACGAUAUUUUCUUCAUUAAUGUUUUUCAGAAAUUAGAAUGGGGGAGAUCUGAUGAGGGGAAAGAAGGCCUUUACUGUGUGCCAGCUAAUGAAAACACAAUCACUCCCUGUUGUAUAAUAAAGAAUUUGGUUUUUACCCUGGGUUCCUGGUACAGAGCAACUAAAACCCAUGGAAUAUCCCAAGUGACAGAGUGUCUUUGUUAUUUAUGAGCUACUAGGAUUGCUGUGCUAUCACUGUCAUUAUUCUAAUGAAGUGACUCAUGGUGGGCCCCUAGCUCACUUCUGAAGGGGGGCUGAUCAACCAGGAAGAUCAAAUCAUGUGAUUAUUUAGAGGGUUUGGACUUAGAGCUAGCCCACCUCUGGGAAGGGGGUUUGGAGAUUGAAGUCAUUCAUGUGGCCAAUGAUCCAAUCAUUGUAAUGACAUCCCAGUAAAAACUCUGGACAGUGAAGCUCAGUGAAACUUCCUUCUUAAUGAACAAAAUACUUUGCAGAAAUGUGUUGCACUCUGAUUCCACGAGGGGAGGGCAUGGAAGGUCUGUGUUUGGGACUCUUCUAGACCUCACCUUAUUUGUCUCUUCAUUUGGUUGUUCUUGAGUUGCAUUAUUUACAAUAAAACUGUAAUUGUAAAUACAAUUGACCCGUGAACAAUAUGAGGAUUUAGGGGUGCCGAUUGCCCAUGCAAUUUAAAAUCCAUAUAUAACUUUUGAUUACCCCAAAACCUAACUACUAAUAGCCAACUAUUGUUGAUUUACACAUAUUUUGUAUGCUAUACGUAUUAUAUACUAUAUUCUUACAAUAAAGUAAGCCAGAGAAAAGAAAAUGCUGUUAAAACUAUAUGGAGGAGAAAAUACAGUACUGUAAAAAAUCUACUUGUAAGUGGACCUGCACAAUUCAAACCUGUGUUUUCAAAGGUCAAACUGUAUAGCACUUUCCUCAGUUAUGUGAGUCAUUCUAGUAAAUUAUUGAACCUGUGGGAGGGUAAUAGAAAACUCCAAAUUUGUAUGUAGUCAGAAGUGUGGGUGGUCUGAUGUGAGGGAAACAUGCUAUGAACUGUGUCCAUUAACUUGUGGGAUCUGUGCUAACUCUGGGUGAUUAGUACCAGAAUUGAAUUGCAGUACACUAGUUGAGGUUGAAAGAGACAGAUUCUAAAAUUAAUUGCCAAAAUACUGAAUCCAAUUUAGGACUUGGUAGUGUGUAGCACUAAACAAAAUACAUGAACAAAUUUCAUAUGAAGAUGUUCAACUUGAUUCAUAGAAGGUAGAACAUUUUAAUUUUUGGCCUCUACUGUGUUCCAGUGUUUCAUUGUCAUGAGAUGUUAAUCACUAAUUCACAUGUUGUAUCAAUUAGGAUUGAAUUUGCAUAUGAGAAAGUCCAAAAUUACAGCAACAGAAGCAAGAUAGAAUUUAAUUUUUCUUUCAUGUAAUAGAAGUCUAUAAGUUGGUAGCCCAGGUUGGCUUGACAGCUUUACAGUCAACAGGAACUGAAGCCCUAUCUUUACUAUGCUGGCUUCCAUUUUUAGGGUCCUCUUAUAGUGACUAUUACUUUAAGGCAUGUUAGGUCUUAUACUAGAUCUUGUCCUUAGUCUAUAAAACAGACCCAGUCCCCAACCUCAUGGAGUUUUUAAUGUGUGAAGAAGCAUCCUGUGAAACAAUGUGUAGUAGGCUUCAAAUAGUGGCUUCUCCUUGGGAAGGAUAGAGGUGAUUUCUGAAUAGGAUAGAUUAGUAGCAAAAAUAAUAAUUAUGAUGAUAUAAUCAGAAAACUGUGAGUGAAUCUAUUAACCUUAAAAAUAAAACUGCCAGUUAUUUUAUCAGCAAAAGUGGGUUUGUUUGGGAAUAGUAGAGAAUUGCAAUUAGGGACAAGCAAGCUGUGGCAAAACCAUAGACAAGUCCAGCAAAUAAAGAAAGUUAUGCUCUUUUAUAGGGGAAAGUGGAAAUUAGGAACUUUUAUAAACAAAAAAUCCAUUGGAGUAAACUGGGAGUUUGAGUACAGUGACUUUCAUUGGGUGAGUUGUGACAGUCUCUCAUUGGCUAGGCUGUUGCCUGGGGACCAGGAGAACCUUUCUUCCUCCUGCUGAGUUAGUAAAGCAGUAGCUAAAAUAGUAUGGAUUUGCAAGAUUCAUCUCUUCUGUUGGGUCCGCAUUUGACCACCAGUGGUAGGGUGCUCCCCAUCUGUACUCCUGGCUCUAUUUUAAUGAGGUUUCUCUUUGUGAAUUUUUACAAAAUAAGUGGUAAGAUAAUCAUAUAGUAUGCUAAAGGAAAUAAUAAAAGAAUCUGUAUAAGAUACAGAGGUAGGUGCGCCUGGGUGGCUUAGUUGGUUAAGUGUCUGGCUCUUGAUUUCGGCUCAGGUUAUGAUCUCACACGGUUUGUGGGUUUGAGCCCUGCAUUGGGUUCCCACAAACCACGCCCCCCAACCACCCAACCGCACCACCCCUGCUCCACAACAGCUCAGAGCCUGCUUGGGAUUUUCUCUCCCUCUCUCUCUGCCCCUUCCCUGAUUGCACUCUCUCCCUCUCUCAAAAUAGAUAAUAAAAUAAACUUUUUAAAAACCUUAAUAAAAAAAAGAUACAGAGCUAGAGGUAUGAUUAACUUCCAGUAGUAUCAGUAUUGAAAAUCAACAGGAUAGUCUUUCAAAUGCGUUGAAAACCUCUAUCUGGUUUCCCUCUGAGCCUCCUUUUUAUUCACACUUUAGUUUUCUGGUUAGCCCCAGAAUUUCUUGGUUGUGUCCUGCCUUCAGUGCUUACAUAAUUUUCUCUCUGGAAGUUUUUGCUCUCCACAAGAAGCUAACUUUGGUUUGCUUUGAAAAUUCAAGAUUCCUUAAAAGGUUAUCUGAGAGCCUUCUUGAUCUCCAUCAUGCUAAUCUUUCCGUUGCUCACAUUAGUACUUUUUGCGCUUUACUGAAAUUGUUUUUGGUUUGCCAUUUCCUUUAAAUUGUAUAUUAUUUGAAGAUAGAGACUGUGUUUUAAUUCUUUCAGCGCUACUGAAAAUAAAAUAUUUACAUGAAAAAAUUUUUUUAGUGUAGUGUUCUUAACCGCAUAUGUGUUGUGGGAUUGUUGAGUGUAAUGGUCAAGAAAGAAUUCUUGAGACAUUUUAUGGUGCAACUUAGUAAGUUUAUUUAAGUAGCAUGGGGUCAGGACCUGUGGGCAGAAAGGGCUGCACUUGCUGUAUGAAGCUGGUGUUAUAUGCUUAGUGCUCAGGGGGGUUGGGACAUGCAAGGAGUAUUAGAUCAUAAAUGUUUUCUUUGAGUUUCUACUUGUAAAACUACUUUCACAAGAUUUUUCUGGUGUUUAUUAUUCAGUUUGAUAUUAACUAUUGGUGAGAUAUACAGGCAGUCAUGAGACCCUUUUCAGAAUGUAGCAACCAGUGGGUGGUGCCGCUCUCCUGCCCCACAGCCACCUGCUGCUUGGCCACAUCCGCACCUGCGCAGUGCUCAGGAUGGCUGGCAAAACACAGAGGCUAAGUGAUGAGGAGAGGAACCAGCUGUUGGCAAACCUGAGAGCUCUAGGGUGGAAGGAGCUGGAAGGCAGAGAUGCUAUCUUCAAGCAGUUCCAUUUCAAAGACUUCAUUUGGGCCUUUGGCUUCAUGAUGAGGGUGGCCCUGCAGGCUCAGAAACCAGACCACCAUCCCGAAUGGUUUAACAUGUACAGUAAGGCCCACAUCACCCUGAGCACCCGUGAAUGUGCAGGCCUUUCAGAACAGGACAUAAACCUGGCCAGCUUCAUUGAACAAUUAGCAGUGUCCAUGACAUAGGCCCUGCCCUUCCUCUUUGAAAUCUUUGGGGGAAGUGGAGGGACUGAUUUGGGAAUCCAGGGAGGGAACUGGGGAGCCCUGAGAUGUUCUACAGCCAGAAUUGCCAAGUGGACUCUGCUGCCUCCGUUUAGGGGAGAGUCCUUGCUGUGGUAAGAGGAGGUGCCAGCCUCACUGCCGACCACUCUUUAUCCCCAGCGCUCUGGCACACGUAUGCUAAUCGAGUACGAUCUUCCCCUUCUGUAGGACUUCCCAACAACAGUAAUGGUCUUCUUGCCAGGCUGUGUCUUGCUCCUUUUCUGAUUCAUUUCCCAAGAAGCUGUGUCUAAGAUGCACAGUCUUAUCUUAGAAGCCAGGACCCUAAAGUCAACCCCCUGGUAUGUGACAGAAACACGUGUACUUUUAUGUCUCAAAUAAAACUAUUGUUUCAAUUGGGAAAAAAAAAAAAAAGAAUGUAGCAACCAGUGCUUACUUGAUCCUUAU